CCAUUUUCGGGCAGCUGUUGUGAUUUGGUAGCGACAAUAAUCUUUGUCCAUCCUUCAUACCAGGGCCCCCUAAUGCACUUUAAUCUUCCGAUUCACAUUCAGGAAUAUUUCGGCUUGCUUUGGAAGAAAUAUUACAGAACUUGAUGUUGUUUCAAAGUAUUUUUGAGUAAUUUUGUCGACCGACCGGAACCAUCUUUUUGUGUUUACAAAAAUUCCAAACAUUGCCACCGCAUCACUUUGAUCGAAAAUGCCUCGUGGAGUUUUCCAUCCUAACUUCGUUUCUCCAACCUCGAUGCAUCACCGGGAGUUUCAUGUGACAUCUCUACUGUCCCCUGAAAAACAAUUGCUCGGUGUUUCGAGUGUUUACGACGCAACAACACUGAUUGAUGUGGAUGGACAAUGCGACUCCCUUGCAAACAUUCUUGAUGAAGUGGCCUCGUACACCCCUCUCGGUCCUGACCCGAUUUCAACACAAAAAGCAUCCCUAAUGCGGCCCCAGGCCAAGCGUAAGCUUGAACUAGAGCCCCGCCUGCCAAUGAAUGAGGGAUUCAAGACGCCAAAGGCCAAGAAGCGACGGACAAGUUCCGUCUCGAGUACGGGAAUGAGCCCAAAAGUCAAGUCGCCCCUUGAGAAGACGAGAUACGACACAUCUCUGGGACUCCUGACGAAAAAGUUUGUGGGGUUAUUGAGAGCCGCACCGGAUGGGAUUUUGGACUUGAACAAAGCAGCCGAAUAUCUUGAAGUCCAGAAACGGAGGAUCUAUGACAUCACAAACGUAUUGGAAGGCAUCAACCUGAUAAACAAAAAAUCCAAAAAUAACAUCCAAUGGAAGGGGUCUAGUCAAGCCUUCUCAAAAGAACCAACCCGGAAUGUCAGUGCGGCACAGGUCGACUUACACUCUGAUCUAGCAGACCUCGAGGCCAAAGAAAACCGAUUAGAUGAACUUAUCCGAAAUUCGACGCUACAAUUAAAAAUGUUGACAGACGACCAGGAAAAUUCUCGUUUGGCCUACGUGACGUACCAAGAUAUUCGAAGUAUAAAAAGUUUCGAGGAACAGACUGUGAUUGCUAUCAAGGCGCCUCCAGAGACACGGCUCGAGGUGCCAGAUCCAACGGAGAGCAUACAAAUUUGGUUAAAAAGUACACGCGGUGCGAUUGAAGUUUUCCUGUGUCCCGAGGACAGUAGUUCAAGUAGUAACAGUGGUACUAGUCAAAGCAGUUGUGACGAGUCGAGUUGCUCAGAAGAUUCGAGGGACGGAUUUGGCUACAGAGCAAAUCCCAAGUUAAAGAACGCGCUUCUCGAAGAGCAAGACAUCUCGCCCGAUAACUGCCGAGACAUUCUCCUCCAGACCGAAGAUCAGAACCUCGACCAUCCGUUCUUACAACUCGAACCUCCUCUCAGCGAAUCAGAUUACACGUUCAGUUUAGACGACGCGGAAGGCAUCUCCGAUUUGUUUGAUGCCUAUGAUUUGCAUUUUUAGAUGUCGAUGAUAUUUAAUAUUCGUUUUCCUCAAGAUUUCCCCCCAAGUAAUUCCAUCAGUACUCCUUUAUCUUUCUCCUCAACAGCAAUGUAACAUUUCCGAUAUUUGGAGGAUUCGGAUUGAAACCCUGUUGUUACUUGCUCCUUCUCGUUUAGAAAUUGAUGGGAGUUGCUCGGGUGAAGUCUUGAGGAGAAGUAGUCACUGCCAUACCAGUUUGUCGAGCAUUUAUAAUGUGCUGACAUUGUUUUUGUUGUACAUUUCAAUUUUUUGUGUUGUUUUUAGACAACUUCCAUGUUCAAUGCAGUUGUGUUCAUGAUAUUGUAGUGGAUCAGUCUCGAUCUACUAAACGGUCUUUGACUCUCUGUGUUAAUCUGUUAAAAAAGUGCGUUCCAAUCCAUGAAGUGAAUCAGUUCUCGUCCAAAAAAGGCCUAGGCAUCGUUCAGGUUACCUUGAUGAAUGGCUCAUGCAAACCUUUGCAAGUUUCUUCAGUAGGAAAAACCUUCAAGUUAGACUAGACCAGGGUGGGCUGGACUAACGUCCAAUAGUUUAUUGUACAUAACAUUUCACAAGGAAAGCAUAGCGAAGUUAGUGUAUCAUGUGUUCACUUGUGGUCCUAAAAGGCCAAUAAGGACCAGAUUGUAAAAAGUUUGAAACAUGGUGCUACAGUUCGGGCUCUGUACAAAUAUGACUUGUUCUCUCUUGAACUUUGAAUUCCUCAUUGUAGUGAAAUUAUCUUUACGAUAGUAGAUGUUGUUUUUAUUAUCAUUAUUGUUGUGAAUUUAGGCUGAAAACUUUGCCCUUGUUUAUGCGUGCCACUUGGCUUGACGAGUGGCCAAGUGGUUUUGAACAAGGCCCUGGGUUCUGCACCUUUCAAACAGCUAAUGAAAUUGAAUAUUCUUUUUUGAGUGUUGCAUGUUGUGCGUUUAGUGUUCAUAAUCAUAGUUUUUGUCAGAUUUUUGUAAGGUAAGGUGGUACAUAGCCCCAGUACAAAUAUAACUGAGUGUACUACAAGCCCUUUUCAACACUGCAGGAGGUAAAAUUGUACUGAGCCUAAAAUUGUACUGAGCCUAAAAUUGUACUGAGGCAAAAUUGUACUGGAACUAUAAUUGUACGGGAGGUAAAAUUCUACUGCCUGGGGCUAUAAUUGUACAGGGGAUAUAAUUGUUCCACUUUACCUUAUAUUACUUCAGAGAUUUUUUAAAAAUUUUUUCGGAUGGCUGUUUCAGCUGGGCAAGGCGGCAACAAAGUGUUUUCUGAACUCACCGAAGCCAGGCAUACCUGACCUUGAAUAUUUGAGCUGCUCUGGCGAGGAGUGUUGCCUCUCUGAAACAUGUUAUUUUUCUCAUGAUGAGUAGGAUUUAUCUCUCUUCGUUCUUUUUUCUCACUCAGCAUUUGUAGCAGUAGCACUCUCCCUUCACUUUGAGAAAAUGUCUAUGAUUGUAUCACAUUCAAAAAGUCUGGUCACACACAAUCACUAAUGUGUUUUAAGUCCGAGAUUUUUUUAAGGUGCACAGGCAAAACUGAGGUCGCACCGGCAAAACUGCGAUCGCACUUGCAACCGAACAAUGCUGAACUAGUGAUUUAAAUCGCGGCUACCAGCGAUGCAAUGCGACCUGCAAUGACUACCUCAAACAAGUCGUUAUAGUCGCAUGUGAUUGCAGGUCGUAGCAAUUUAAAUCUCUCGUUGCGGGUGUUUUUGAUCUCUGUCGGCCCGUCACUGUUUGUAUUUGAUGGCACGUUGUCUUUGGCUUUCAAGUAUGAUUUUUCUUUUCUUUUUCAUGAUAAUGAUUAAAUAAUUAUGGCAUGUUUUCACCUGUUGGAUGUUUUUAAAAUGACAAUUAUGCAUUGUUUCGUUUUAAAUAAUGAGGUCCUCAUUGUUUUAUGCCCUCAGAUGUUGUAAAAAUUAUUUCAAGAUUUUGAAGUUCGAUCUUUUAUCUGUAAAGCACAACCAAUGAAUCUUACUUUUGGACACAAAUUCAAAUUCACAGCUGUUAUAUUUUUCAACCAGUUUCGAAUUCAGUUAGGAAAAUUUCUAUUUUAAUAAUUUAAUUAAAAGCACUUGCCUCAAGCAUCCAUUUAAUUCAAAUAUCAUAGAUGGCAUUAUCCAAGGAUUUUAGGUACCUUGUAUGUUUUUUAGGAAAUGAAAGAAUUUGGCAUUACUUUUUGGAUUUCUACAGUAUAGGAGCUUGUAGGAUGUUUUUCAAACAGAAUUUCGCUUUUUGAAUAUGCGAGGUCUUCAUUUAUCAAUGGACUGAUAAUUACUGUCCCCGCAGCAAUUUUGCUACAAUAUUGCUUGACAAAGUAUGUUUUUCACACUCGACUUCUAAAAUUUGUUUUGUUUCAAAACAAACCAAAAAUUAGCAUCAUAAAAAUCUUGCAUUAACAAAAGUUUGUUAGUUAAAAAGGAACAACAGAAUACAUGUUUGUAAAAAAAAGGAUAAUGAACUCUUCUAUUUAUCUCAGUCCAAAAGCAUCUUUUAAACUUGUAUAUAGAUACUCGAGGCUUCUUUGAAAGUAGUUAUUAAUAUAUGAAUAUAACUUGG
Molecule: messenger RNA, 4023 nt
Organism: Lineus longissimus
Lineage: Eukaryota; Metazoa; Nemertea; Pilidiophora; Heteronemertea; Lineidae
Product: transcription factor E2F3-like
Exons: 6
Coding region: 248-1480 (410 amino acids)
Biological process (GO): regulation of transcription by RNA polymerase II
Cellular component (GO): RNA polymerase II transcription regulator complex
Molecular function (GO): DNA-binding transcription factor activity, RNA polymerase II-specific; RNA polymerase II cis-regulatory region sequence-specific DNA binding; protein dimerization activity
Source: RefSeq, a predicted model, not a curated record